Molecule: messenger RNA, 1164 nt
Organism: Amphiprion ocellaris (clown anemonefish)
Lineage: Eukaryota; Metazoa; Chordata; Actinopteri; Pomacentridae
Product: sialoadhesin-like
Exons: 4
Coding region: 1-1083 (360 amino acids)
Source: RefSeq, a predicted model, not a curated record
AUGUGUGGUCCCAAAGGAUCAGCAGUGGACAUGAACUGCAGCUACACAUACCCAGCUGAAGUGCAUGGAAAGGAAAAUAUAGUUCAGACAAAAUUCUGGUAUGUUGGAAGAAAAGAGGAUCUCCAAAGAAAAUCAUCAUCAUACGAAGGUCGUGUGCACUAUGACUGGCACUAUGACAGUGACUGCACUCUGAGAAUCACAGACCUGAGAGUGGAAGACUCAGCUGUGUACAAGUUCAGGUUCAUAACAAACCUUGACAAGUUUUCUGAUGCUCCAAAGCUUCCCUCUGUGUCAGUGAGUCCCUCUGCUGAGAUAGUGGAGGGAAGUUCAGUGAAUCUGACCUGUAACGGUGAGGCUAAUCCAGCAGCUACUUACACCUGGUUUAAGGUGAAUGAUCGUGACCCUCUCAGUCAGACACCACAGCUUAACUUCAGUUCCAUCCGGUCCUCUGAGUCUGGACAGUAUUCCUAUGCUCCAAAGCUUCCCUCUGUGUCAGUGAGUCCCUCUGCUGAGAUAGUGGAGGGAAGUUCAGUGAAUCUGACCUGCAGCAGUGAUGCUAACCCAGCAGCUAAUUACACCUGGUACAAGGAGAAUGAAGAACAGCCUCUUGGACCAGGCAGCAUAUAUAACUUGGCCUCCAUCAGCUCUGAAGAUAAGGGGAACUACUGCUGCAAGUCUGAGAAUAAACAUGGACAGAGCUCCUCAUUUCUGUUUAUCAGUGUCCAGUAUGCUCCAAAGCUUCCUUCUGUGUCCGGUAGUGUUUCUGGUGAGGGAAGUUCAGUGACUCUGACCUGCAGCAGUGAUGCUAACCCAGCAGCUAACUACACCUGGUACAAGGAGAAUGAAGACUCACCAAAAGCAUCAGGACAGACCUUCACCAUCAGUGAUGAUGGACAUGAACAGAGCGGGAAUUAUCAGUGUAAAGUCCAAAACAGCAGAGGACAUCACAGCUCCACCCUCCACCUGGUUGUUGUGCAAAUCAGUCCAGAAGAUCCCGGUAAAGCUCUUUAUCUCAGACUUCUUUCAUUUUUGAUGUGUUCUCUUCAUUUCAAACCUAUGUUCACUCAAAUGUUAUCAGUUUAAUCAGAUUAAAUUACGCAUACCUCUCUUUGGAGUAGUAAUGUUCUCCAUCCAGACAGCAAAAUUACUGAUUUGGUCCACAUA